AUGACUUUGAGCAAAAAAGAGAGAGAAGAGAAGGAAGCGAGAGAGAGGAGAGAGAGAGAUGAAAGGAUCGGCCAGAUGAAGGCCAACCUGGCCAGGAAAAAACUGAUGAAAGUUCGAAGGCUCAUCAAAGUUCCGAAAGAAGUGACCAAGAAAAAACUAUUAAAAAUUAAAGGUAGCAAAGAUUUUGCUCUGCGGACCACAAAAAUAAAAGCCGACACUCUUAAAAAAAUCCUGGCGAAAGAGAAGCAAAGAUUUUCUGCAAAAGUCGUAAAAGUACAACACCCGGCCAUGACUUUCAGUCGCCGUUGGAAGCUCCUGGAAAGCAACAAUCAACUUUUCAAUUACGCGCGUUGGCUAGCACUCAUCAUCGCUUACUGUUUUGUCAACCUGUCUACCUUGUUUUUAGCCGCAUACUCUUACUUCAUGACCAUGUCCGAACCUUACAUCUAUAUGGAAAAUUUUGUCAGUUUUGGCAGGGAGCAUGGUCAGAAUUUGGUUUUUUUUUGCAUCCAGUCGGCCAUCGUUAGCUUCCACGGUUUCUGUUUGUCGUGCGCGGCUGUUGAUGUCGUUCGAAGAAAUAAUUUGAGAUUCUUCGCUAUCAUGUACCUCAUACACUCGGCGAUUCAUCUGAUCUUCCUCUUGAUCGUCGCCAUUUUCUACAUUGUAGCCUGGCUCCACGUCAGACGUUUCAUGCAGAACGGCGAUUAUUUGUACGACCCGCUGAGGUUGUACACCGAGGAGCAAGAUAUCUUCAUAAGCAUCAACGAGUUUCAAAUGAAGUACGGUUGCUGUGGGGUCAAAAGCUACCUGGAUUGGGCCAGGGUCAGGUGGUGGACAGGAGAGUACAGCCAAGUGAAAAAAAUUAAAUAUAUGUUCAAAGUGCCAUUCAGCUGUUGCGAUCAGGAUCUGGUGCGAGCUGGCACGUGCAUCUGGUUCGCUCAGUCGACGAUUGACCUGACGAUAAAUAGACACGGAUGCAGAGGUCAAGUCAAAGAGUUUCUAAAGAGCGAGUUAUUUGUGAAGAUGGUGCUGCUCGUUGUGAUGACAGUCUGCCACAUCAUAUGUUUCGUCUUUCUCCUACCAUCGGUUUUGAACCUACCCCACAUGGAACUUCUGAUUUUUAGACCACCCCCUCCGAAACCAAGAGACAAGGACAAAGAGAGACUUUGGAUAACAAACACUUUGGCCCAGUUAUUCUCAAAAUCUCCAACUGCCGUCCGAACCACUGAAGCCCAAAAACUGGCGGCAGCCCAACAAACGCAGCAAACAAAUGCAGUGGCUAAUUUGACGGGUGCAAAGGCGUUGGUGAUGAAUUUGAUCCAAGAUAGAGAGAAGCUGGAUGAUUUGAGGCAUGACUUCAAGGAACGCCAAAAAGCGAAAGAAAGAGAUUUGUUUGUUAAAGAUAUGAGGGAGGCCAAGUUUGUUGACAAUAAGAGCAACUCAGGCAACUACAACUUUCGUAACUUUACUUCCAAUAAUUUGGAAGUUAAUACUAGCAAGCAUAAGUACGAUGUAAAUAAUGACGCUUGUUUGAUACAUUUUGAUGAUAGCACAAUAAAUUUCAACUUUGGCCCAAUUACUUGCAAAAAUAAUCUUUCGCCACAGAACCGAAACGAAAUGAACGAAAAAUAUGACUACAGACGACACUUUAAAACCACCAAGAGCAAACGAACGACAUCGCAAAUUCCAAAUUCGAGCGAGUUAGUUGAAGUUUAUAAGAACAACUUAAAUACGAACAUCUGCUGUAAAUUUGCCAAGAAUCAAAAUGCCAGUUUCAAUAGUGCACAAAUUUACGUUAGCGGUGAAGCGGUUAACAGUCAAAAAGUAGAAAACUACGAGAAAACAUUCGAAAAUAUUCUCAACUGUUAUGAAACUACCAAACCAACUCUUUUGGAAACACCAUCCCUAACAACAGCUGCAUUAAAAACCCCACCAAUAUUAAAACAUAAAAAUUUUCGGAUGUUUUAA
Helobdella robusta is the source of this 1968-nucleotide messenger RNA. RefSeq lists its product as hypothetical. The coding region runs from base 1 to 1968 and encodes 655 amino acids. Lineage: Eukaryota; Metazoa; Annelida; Clitellata; Rhynchobdellida; Glossiphoniidae. The transcript has 4 exons. Gene Ontology annotation, cellular component: membrane. The record is from RefSeq and is a predicted model, not a curated record.